AGCGUGUACCUCUCCUCGGGUGUAUUCCCAUUUCCUCGAAGACAAAAUUUAGGAAGCGUCAGCGAAGAAGCGCGACAAGGAUAAAAACGCAGUGCGCUCGCAAACGAAACAUACCUCCAAAACUGCUCUGAUCAGACGAGUCGCGUGAGCAACCGAAAAGCGCGAGAGAGAGAGAGAGAGAGAGAGAGAGAGCUCGGCGAAGCUCAGUGACGUGUGCAAGACAAGGAGAGCGAGUAUAGAGAGCAAUAAUAUAUACAUAUAUAGCGAGAGCGCAGCACCCCACCCCGUCGCUCCACAUCGAGAGUGUGUGCACAUAGCUAUAUGAUAGUGCACGGGAACAGUUUUGUGUGCUGUGCUGUGCGCCUGUGUCCCUCCGUCACGAGAACGGGCGCUACGGAGUCCGAGUGUCUGCCUGCUGAGGAUGGUCGGAAUACUUUCCAACUCGUCGCGGGUCGCCCCACGCGCCCUGAGACGUCUAACCUUGCUGCAAUCCAAGGUAGUCCGGACGCUGUAUCAAGGAGGGCCAACUUCUUGUGUUAGAGCUCAAAGGGUUCUGGACAGACAUGUCCAAAACAGUCAGACCAAACCCCAUGUGAUCCAAUCUUGGAGUAUUCAGUCCAGAUAUAUACAAUCAACUUCGUCAUUAUGGGAGAUGAAAGAUGUCGUGGUGCCUGCAUUUGCCGACAGUAUAAGCGAAGGAGAUGUAAGGUGGGAAAAGAAAGAAGGAGACCAAGUGAAGGAGGAUGAUGUUUUGUGUGAAAUCGAAACUGACAAAACAUCGGUUCCUGUUCCAUCCCCUGCUGCUGGAGUUCUCAAGAAUAUUCUCAAAAAGGAUGGUGACACUGUAACUCCUGGAACUAAACUGUGUCAAAUUGAUGUUGGUGCUACUGGUGGUGCAGCUCCAUCAAAAGCAGCUGAAACUCCAAAAGCUGAGGCACCAAAGGCUCCCGAACCAGCAAAAGCAGCACCUCCACCACCACCACCAGCUGCUGCAGCUCCACCACCACCAUCUCACGCUCCUCCGCCACCACCGCCACCACCGGCAUCUGCACCACCGCCACCUCAAGCUCCCAAGGCAUCCAUGCCUGUAGCAGCUAUCAAACAUGCACAGUCUCUGGAAGGUGCAAAAGUACAACUGCCACCGCAAGACUACACCCGCGAGAUCAUCGGCACCCGAACUGAACAGCGAGUCAAGAUGAACAGAAUGCGUCUUCGCAUUGCAGAGCGUUUGAAGGAUGCUCAGAACACCAAUGCCAUGUUGACAACAUUCAAUGAAAUCGACAUGAGCGCCCUGAUCGAUUUCCGUAAAUCGAAUCAAGAAUCCUUCCAGAAGAAGUAUGGCCUUAAAUUAGGUUUUAUGAGUCCAUUCAUUGCUGCUUCUGCUUAUGCUCUAAAAGAUCAGCCUGUUGUCAAUGCCGUCAUCGACGGUACUGACAUAGUUUACAGAGAUUACGUCGAUAUUAGCGUAGCUGUAGCCACACCAAAAGGUCUAGUCGUGCCUGUACUGCGAAGCGUAGAAAAUAAGAACUUUGCUGAGAUCGAAAUAGCCAUGGCUGCUGUGGGUGACAAAGCUAGGAAAGGAAAAAUUUCAGUUGAAGAUAUGGACGGCGGCACCUUCACGAUAAGCAACGGUGGAGUUUUCGGAUCCCUUAUGGGAACUCCGAUUAUUAAUCCUCCUCAGAGUGCCAUUCUGGGAAUGCACGGUGUCUUUGAUAGACCUAUUGCUGUCAAAGGACAGGUUGUUAUUCGACCCAUGAUGUACGUGGCGCUCACGUACGAUCAUCGAUUAAUCGAUGGGCGUGAAGCUGUGAUGUUCUUGAGAAAAAUCAAGGAUGCAGUGGAAGAUCCUAGAAUCAUUUUAGCUGGUCUUUAAAAACUUCUAAGACAUCUGUUGCAAUCGCUUCAAGCGCCUCUCUUUUUAAGAAUUACGUACUUGUACAGUGUCAUAUCAUAAUAAUUUAUUUCUUGCUCCAAUAGAAGAUUCCCAACAGAAGCUCGGACGUUAUCAAUUAUUUUACCAUAAAGCUGUGAUUCAAAGAAAGUAAAAAAUUUUCACUUUUAAUUGCAGGAAUUAAUUCUAGAAUCAACUGUUUCAUUUAUUAAUACUAUUUCUGUAUCAAAAUAUGUUUAAUUUCGCCUGAUAAUACAUUUUUUUGAAUACUGAAAUAAAUGUCGCAAUAUGUAACUUUUACUUAAUUUUAUAAUCUGCGUACUACUAAAUUUUAAAAUAUCAAGCUGUGCAUUGAUGUUUUAAUAAUUUGUCUAUGAUAGUAUAGUGAUUUCAGUAUUCUAGAAAAUGUAUUAUUAGCAUUACAAAAAAUCAUCCAACUUGUAAUCAUUGUCAUAAAAACAUUAUUUCUUAAAAUUACUUAUUACAUGUCCUUGUAACUUAUUUUCCCGAAUUUCAUUCGAACUUCAAGAGUUGAUCGUAUGAUGCGUAUGUACAUUUUCCGUUAAAAAUAAAGGGCACUUUAAACUAACGUUCCUCGAUAAAAAAUUGUAAAUAAUAAGCAAUGUUAAACGACAAUUGCAAUAUACGUUGACGUAUCGACAAACGAGAACAGGCUACGUUCAACUUAUUACACAAAGAUCACGAAAGAAUAAAAAUAUGGAUUUAUUGUACUUAAAUACUCUACGAUAUUAAAUGCCGUUUGAAAUUAUAAUAACAAAUAUAGUGAACGUUAUGUCUGAAUAAAAACAAAGAAAUUGCUGAAAA
Messenger RNA from Nasonia vitripennis (jewel wasp), 2716 nucleotides. Its product is annotated as dihydrolipoyllysine-residue succinyltransferase component of 2-oxoglutarate dehydrogenase complex, mitochondrial. The record is from RefSeq and is a predicted model, not a curated record. Gene Ontology annotation, cellular component: oxoglutarate dehydrogenase complex. Gene Ontology annotation, molecular function: dihydrolipoyllysine-residue succinyltransferase activity. Lineage: Eukaryota; Metazoa; Arthropoda; Insecta; Hymenoptera; Pteromalidae. The transcript has 9 exons. Bases 422 to 1873 code for a protein of 483 amino acids. Gene Ontology annotation, biological process: tricarboxylic acid cycle.